AUGCCGGAACCAGCUAAAUCCGCUCCCGCUCCGAAGAAGGGCUCCAAGAAAGCCGUCACCAAGACUCAAAAGAAAGGUGACAAGAAGCGUAGAAAGACUAGGAAAGAGAGCUAUUCCAUCUACGUGUACAAGGUGCUGAAGCAGGUGCACCCCGACACGGGCAUCUCCUCUAAGGCCAUGGGCAUCAUGAACUCCUUCGUCAACGACAUCUUCGAGCGCAUCGCCGGCGAGGCGUCUCGCCUGGCGCACUACAACAAGCGCUCCACCAUCACGUCGCGGGAGAUCCAGACGCCCGGCACGGUGGCGCUGCGCGAGAUCCGGCGCUACCAGAAGUCGACGGAGCUGCUGAUCCGCAAGCUGCCCUUCCAGCGCCUGGUGCGCGAGAUCGCGCAGGACUUCAAGACCGACCUGCGCUUCCAGAGCUCGGCCGUCAUGGCUCUGCAGGAGGCCAGCGAGGCCUACCUGGUGGGGCUCUUCGAGGACACCAACCUGUGCGCUAUCCACGCCAAGCGCGUCACCAUCAUGCCCAAGGACAUCCAGCUCGCCCGCCGCAUCCGCGGAGAGCGCGCUUAAGCUGCAGCAAGCGGAUCUUGGAGACCAUCGAUAACCCAAAGGCUCUUUUAAGAGCCACCACAUGGCCACUAAAAAGAGCUGUAAAUUCUUUGUUAUGCAUAACAAAUAGUGUGUUUACCUGUGAUUCGUGUGGCUUUACGUGAAGCGAGAUCUGACACCUCAGGACAGCCUGAGAUAAAUGGAUGCUGCCAAGCAGAAGCCGGAUGUGAGCAAGGCCUGUGUGCUGACCAGCCAGGCAUUGACUUGCAAAUUGCUGUUGUUACUCAGGUAAGCUGCUUUUACAGGUGAUCCUGGAUGCUCAGCAACAUACUUGGCUAAGACUGUUCUGGGCUCUUUAGCCAUCCUCCAUGGAUGAACUGACUCAAAUUCAAAUCACUGCUUGGAAAAAUGUACUUCCUGACCAUCCAGUGGCUAAGAUAGAACAUAGCUACUGAGAUCCUGGUGAAAUAUUUCUUCAUAUCAGAAAUACGUAAGAGAAGAUCUGAUGAAAGCAUCUUUCUAGAACAAAAAUAUUUGAAUCAGUCCAGCCCGGCACCGAUUAGUUUCUGAAAAAAUCUGAAUAGAUAUAUCCAUAUGAAAAAGAGAUGAGAUUUUCAUUUCAAUUACCUAUUGUAGUGCACAUAUUUUGUAAAGGUGAUAUGAUGGUGGUUUCCAUUCAAGUCAGUAUGCAAAGAUAGUUCCUUAACAUGUUUUCAUUUGCAAAUCCAUCGUAUGGAAUCACCUGUUGGUUACAGUCUUCAAUAAUCACAAAGCACUGAAGUCUGAGCUUAGCCAGCCUCAGCUCUCCUGUAAACCUGGCCAGUACUACCCUGCUGCAUCGCCUCUCUCUUCUUUCCUACUUUCGAUUCAUGUUGUAUCCUCAAGCUGGUUAUAAGCAGGUUUCAGAUUGCAGAUGUGCAAACAUAAUUGUCACAAUAGUAUGAACAUUUGUUAUGAUUCUUAUUAUGUAUCAGAAAGUACUUAGUCAGAUACUAUUGUCAUGGAUUUAAUUACACUGACCACAACAACAGGGUCUGACCCUAAGAUCCUGCUAAUUAAUGCACUCUUCCAAGGGAAGGUUUCUGAUUUGUCUUUCAUUAGUUCUCAGCUUACAACUUGAGCUGGGUGGAUCUGGAAAGUGACCACUAAACCAGAAAUUAACCCUCAAUCACACAUGCAUCACCCAGCAUUCCACUCAAGUCCAUCACUUGUUCCUGGUCAGUUAUCUCUUGAUUUUAUUUUUUUUUUAAUUGCUUUUAAAUGCUGUAUGGGUGGCCUUCGUCUGACAUUAUCUCAGUCCUUGAAAUUUUUCUUUAGUUCUUCCUUAACUUUUUCAUUCUCCUCGUGGCUAGUUGCAUGUUAGCAACAUUAGUUUCUUAACAAAAAUCUUUCUUUUUUCAGCCCUUGUGGCCUAUGCAACAACCACAUCAGCUAUUCGUGCUAAGCUACUAGUACUUCAGGAUGCUAUGGAGAAAGAAGAAUACAUUUAAUAAAAUUUCCUCUGUAAGACCAUGAAGGAGCAGAAAAUGGAAAGCUCUGUUCUCAGGAAAGCUGAUGGAGCAC
Messenger RNA from Empidonax traillii (willow flycatcher), 2115 nucleotides. Its product is annotated as histone H2B 8-like. The record is from RefSeq and is a predicted model, not a curated record. Bases 1 to 573 code for a protein of 190 amino acids. Gene Ontology annotation, molecular function: protein heterodimerization activity; DNA binding; structural constituent of chromatin. Lineage: Eukaryota; Metazoa; Chordata; Aves; Passeriformes; Tyrannidae. Gene Ontology annotation, cellular component: nucleosome. The transcript has 3 exons.